GAGAAUAUGAAUGCAGAACGCGCGCAUGCGAGAAAAGAUUUUGCGUUCCGCAAAAAUUCGUAAAUUUCGUACGAUCGAGAUAAGCGGAAAAUCGAAGAUGGUAUCUUGUCUGAAAAGUUUAUUUUCGACCUUUAAUUACAGUGAGCUUUUCACAUGUCGAUCUCUUAUCCGCGGAGCAUCCCGGGAUUGAACGUAUGCUGUCGCGCAGGUAUAGGUGGUGUUGGCGACCGGACUUAAAUAUCAUCUCGCCGUUGAACAGCGGUCACUUCUCGUGCGGUAUAGCGGUGAUAUAUUUUCGAUCGUGUUGUCGUGGACGAAUUUUCCUCUUGUAGUGACGAACGGGGGGGAUACGUAACGCAACGCGAGCGAGCGUAAUUCCGUUUCGCAAACGUAAACGCGUCACUGACGAGUGAGCAGGUCACAUCGGAGUAAGAUUCAUGACCUUCGACGUUUGUUGCUCCAAAUCGGUAAAUCAUCGUAGGGGUAGGGCUAUGUUCCAAAAUUUUAUUUGAUAGCUAGAGUAGCAUUUAAUUGAUCCAGUCAAAACCAAAUCCUCCCUCUUUUCGUUCUGAUUGAUCAAUUAAAUUACUCUGCUCAAGUAAAGUUGGAAUGUUUGGAAUGUAAUCCAAGGCGGAUUCGUUCCUGCUCUUCUUUGUUAUUUGUCUUCUUUGUUUAUUUCUUGCAAAGGGAGGGAGGAGAAGAAAAACGGAUGGCAAUGCGCCCGGCGAUCGUCUGAUUUUCUCAAUCUUCGGAGCGUGAAACUUCUUCGGAGGAUCUGAUUUCGCGUGUCAAGCUAGUUGAUCAUCGCGAGAUUUUUAUUCUUGCGUAUUUUGCAGAAUUGACUUUUUUUAUUGCAGAAUUGAAUUUUAUUUAAAUACGCGAAAUACGAGAACGCUGUUUAAUCUUGUAAACUUUGCAAUUCACGCUAGAUUUGAAAGUUAUGUAUGUGUGAAUUGAUGCUAAGUCGAGCUGCCUUGAUUGUUAUCAGUGUUACUUGUUGAAAACAAGCGAUUUAAGCAUCCGCUAUGCCACGAAGGAAACAGCAGAGACAUCGUCCCAUAGGGGAGGAUACUCGAAUUGCAGUGAAUUUGACUUAAAAAAAGUUGUUUGGAUUCUCCGGAUCAAAAGGAGUUAGAAUUUCCAUCAUCGUACACAGCAGAAGAGCGAGCGUACAUUCAUGAAUUGGCUAGAGAACUUGGUCUCAAGUCAAAGAGCCGAGGGAAAGGUACAAAUCGGUUUUUGACAGUGUAUAAGAGAGAAGGCUCAACGAUAGUCCAAGCAGAUGCUGUGAUAAAAUUGCAGAAACAUUCGAAGCAGAGUAUAUACAAUUUGAUGCAGACCUUUCCAUUAAAUCACAAAGAAUGCCAAGAUUUACUUCCUCCAAUUGAAAGAGAACGUCCUCUUAAUAAUGAUGUAAAUACAAAUACAAAAGCGAUGGGCAGAUUAAACAACAGCAUACCACAAGUACCUCAAUUGAAAACUAAUUUCGAUGUGCUACACUUUCGCAAAUCUCUGCCAAUUUUUAAUGCGAGGGAGGAAAUUCUCAAUGGCCUGAGCAAUCAUCAAGUAGUCAUAAUUGCAGGUGAAACGGGAUGUGGCAAAACAACACAAGUGCCACAGUAUAUAUUAGAACAUUAUCAGCAGAAGCAUCAAGCUUGUAGAAUUAUUUGUACACAACCUAGGCGGUUGUCUGCGGUAUCCGUGGCCGAAAGAGUAGCGUUCGAAAGAGACGAGAAAAUCGGCCAGACAUUUGGAUAUCAAAUAAGACUGGAAAGUAGAGUAGCUCCUAAAACUCUCCUAACAUACUGUACAAAUGGAGUGUUGCUCAGAACUUUAAUGGGCGGUGAUUCCGCUUUGACUACGCUCACGCACAUCAUCGUCGAUGAAGUUCAUGAACGAGAUAGAUUUUGCGAUUUCCUUCUGAUAGCUUUAAAGGAUGCUUUGGUUAAAUAUCGUUCCUUGAAACUUAUACUUAUGAGCGCCACGAUGGAUACUUCAAUCUUUGCCAAGUAUUUCAAUAAAUGUGUCGUCAUCAAUGUUCCCGGUCGUUCAUACGACGUAGAUGUAUACUUCCUAGAGGACGUUUUGAAGAUGACUGGUUACAUGUCUAAGGAAAUGCUUGCAAAGAAAAAAGAGUUUUUAAAGUGGAAAGAUAAACAAAAGACUUUAGAAUCUUGGAAGCAAUAUAAGCCCCAGCAUUCCAACAGAAAUACAAAAAGCGAGAAAAGUUUACUGCCUGCUCCAAUUUUAGCUCAACAAAAUGAUCCUAUACCUGAGAAAGUUAAACUAGAACCUUGGCUGGUAGAAGAAAUGGACAAAAGUAUUUUCGACGCAUGGGUAAACGGUAGAGAAGAUAAUUUUGCACAACUUUUACAUUUUAUACUAUCCGAAAACGUUUCUGUAGAUUAUCAGCAUUCAGAGACUUCUAUAACACCAUUGAUGGCUGCCGCAGCUAGAGGCUGCAUAAACACGACCGAACAACUUUUAAAUUUAGGUGCAAAUCUUAAUUUGAGAUCCGCCAACGAUUGGUCGGCGUUAGAUUGGGCAAAGAGCAGAAACCAUACGGAAUGUGCCGAAUUAAUCGAAGCUUAUAUGAAAACUUACGAUUGUGCAGUACCGAAUAAUGAAUUGGCACACGUCGCGGAUACGACGCUUUCCGAAGAAGAUAAGUUAUUGCUCGAUAUAUAUCAUCAUACGUUUAACGAUGACAAUAUCGAUUAUGACCUGUUGUUGGAAUUGAUUUUAUACGUCCAUAUAAAAAUGCCUCCUGGUUCUAUCUUAAUAUUUCUACCAGGAUACGAUGACAUAGUUACUAUGAGAGAAAGAAUCAGUGCGGAAGAUAAGAAGAUGAAUCAGGGUUUACGUUACAAUUUGUACGUUCUUCAUUCGAAUAUGCAGACUUGUGAUCAAAAGAAGGUGUUUAAAUCGAGUCCUCAAGGCACGCGAAAAAUCAUUCUUUCUACAAACAUAGCUGAGACCAGCAUCACAAUUGACGAUGUUGUAUACGUUAUUGAUUCAGGAAAAGUUAAAGAGAAGUCCUUCGAUGCUAUAUCUGGUGUAUGUACUCUGACUUCCAACUGGAUAUCUCAAGCUUGUGCGAAGCAACGAAAAGGUAGAGCGGGCAGAUGCAGAAGAGGAAUCUGCUAUCGUUUAUUCUCUUCGGUUCGAUUCGACAACAUGCAGUCUUAUCAGACACCUGAAAUUCUACGACUACCUCUGCAAGAACUCUGCUUAUACACGAAACAUUUAACUUCGGGAAAUACGCCUAUAGCUGAAUUUUUAGAUAAAGCUUUGGAGCCGCCAUCUAAUGUAGUAACGAGGAACGCGGUUCAAUUGUUAAAAACAAUCGACGCGUUAGAUCCGUGGGAAGAUCUUACUGAAUUAGGGAGUCAUUUACUAGAUUUACCAAUUGAACCAAGACUCGGAAAGAUGUUGUUGUAUGCCGUCGUUUUAAAAUGUUUGGAUCCCAUUUUAACGAUUGUUUGUAGUUUAGCAUACAAAGACCCCUUUAUAUUACCGUCACAACCGUCACAAAAGAGAGCCUUGACUGCCGCGCGAAAAAAAUUUGCUACCGGAACAUUCUCGGAUCAUAUGGUGGUUUUGCGAGCAUUCCAAGGCUGGCAGAAUGCCAGAGCGACCGGCAAGGAACGUGCUUUUUGCGAGAAAAAUUUCAUCUCCGCUCCCGUGAUGGAAAUGGUAGUUGGAAUGCGUACGCAGCUUCUCGGUCAAUUACGCGCAUCCGGCUUCGUUCGAGCCAGAAGUCCCGGGGACAUUCGGGACUUAAAUUCAAAUUCGGAAAAUUGGGCUGUCGUGAAAGCAGCCCUGACCGCGGGCUUGUAUCCCAACUUAAUUCGAGUUGAUCGAGAGCACAUGCAGUUACGAACGCAGAAAGAGGUGAAAGUAUUCUUCCAUCCCUCAUCAACUUUGAGAGAUUAUCCAAAGUCUCCGAGGAUGACGUCCGCACAAACGCAUGCAACUAACGUGCAAUCUUUGCCGUGCGAUUGGCUACUUUACGAAGAGAUGAGCCGUACAGGACGUUUCUGUCACGUGAAAGUUGUUACCCUCGUAAAUCCAUUAACUGUAGCGUUAUUUAGUGGACCAGCUAGAUUACCGAUGGAUGUAAUCUACGAAGCCGAAGCUGUUCCGGAAAGCGAAUCAGACUCCGAGGUUGACGAAUCUCAUGAAGGAACCAUUUUUAAACUUGAUGAUUGGGUAGUGUUUAAACUUGAUCCUGAGACGGCCCAAUUGUUCUUACAUCUACGACAGAAGUGGAACGCUUUGUUCCUUAGGCGUAUGAAGGCGCCAAACAAAGCUAUGUCAGCGUUAGACGAGAAAGUCAUUAACACUUUGGUGACUGUGAUCACGAAUGAGGAACAAGCAUGUGGGCUCCAGCAGCCCGCUGGCAUCGGCCAACGUCCGCGUCCAUUAAUCGUUGAUUAUUAUCCCGCAAAUGUCAGAAGAGACGAUUAUCCGGAAAGAUAUUUCUAAAACAAGAAGAGGAAAUGUAGUCUAUUGUUGUGUACAAUCUGUGGUCUGCAGGUUUUCUUGAUCGUUACUUUUUGGUCUUUUAACGAUUGAUCACUGUAAUCCUAUUCUGUAUUUAAAUAACUUUUGUCGAUAAUGACAAUGAAUAUUUAUACAAAAUAUAUAGCGUAAUAUCUAUGGGUAUUUAUUGAAUAUAUGAGUGUGUUUCAUAUUACAUUCUAAUUUACAGUAUUGACAAAGACUGUUGUGAUAUAAUAAGUUUUUGAAUAAUACUCAUUACACUUGUGAUCCUCUUUGCAGAGCUUUUGUUAAGAUAUAAUUGUUUUCUUAGUAAUAUUAUCUUAGAUUUUAUUUCUAUAAGAUAGAGGAUAUUCUUUUAUUCUUCGGUACUAUCUCGGUACAGAUUAAAGAUUGAUACGAUAUCAGUUAUCAAGAUCGAUAUAUAUCUUAUAUAUAUCUUUCUGCAAUGGGUCCGUUCUGCCAGAGUAAAUUUAUGAACAUAUGAUUAUUGUCUAACAAUUAUAUGUACUAAAGCAGCGUAAAAAAUGUGCUUUAAUCUGGUCCCUAAUUCGGAAGUAUGUAAAUAGACCUUACUCCGUAUCUUAUAAAAAUGUGAUAUAUUGUGUAGGCACUAAACUCUUAGCUAUCUUUUAUACUAUGCAUAACAUAUAUCAUUAUACACUCUGAAUGAUUAAUAUAAAUUGUUAUGAAGUAGCAGCUAUAUAAAA
Pogonomyrmex barbatus (red harvester ant) is the source of this 5213-nucleotide messenger RNA. Its product is annotated as 3'-5' RNA helicase YTHDC2. Gene Ontology annotation, cellular component: intracellular anatomical structure. The record is from RefSeq and is a predicted model, not a curated record. Gene Ontology annotation, molecular function: ATP binding; protein binding; RNA binding. NCBI's taxonomy places the organism in Eukaryota, Metazoa, Arthropoda, Insecta, Hymenoptera, Formicidae.